Botrytis cinerea B05.10 is the source of this 922-nucleotide messenger RNA. RefSeq lists its product as hypothetical. Gene Ontology annotation, molecular function: enoyl-CoA hydratase activity. The record is from RefSeq and is a predicted model, not a curated record. Gene Ontology annotation, biological process: fatty acid beta-oxidation. NCBI's taxonomy places the organism in Eukaryota, Fungi, Ascomycota, Leotiomycetes, Helotiales, Sclerotiniaceae. The transcript is spliced from 3 exons. The coding region runs from base 231 to 851 and encodes 206 amino acids.
GCAAAACCAUCAUAAUCUAUCUUCUCAUCCAGUCUCUGUCGCCAUUCAUCGAAAUGCCUAUCAUAUCCUUUGUGAAAGUUUUAUCUGGGAUGCUUCUUCCUCAAGUACUGGCAACAAGCUUUCCAAUGUAUACAGCGUUGAAAACUGUCCAGUACAACAGCACCCUUGAAAUCACGUUUCACAAUCCCGCAUCGACCAUAAAUUCUUGGAGCUAGGAUAUCCAAGUUGGGAUGACCGAUAUUGUCCGUCGUCUCCAGAUAGACAACCAGACUACGGUUGUCAUCUUCAAAAGUGACGUUCCCAAAUUCUUUCUCAAUCACCUAGACCCUGCAAUUCUAACUAUUGAUAAUGCGGUGGAAAAUUUUGCAAUGCUCAUGUACAAUAUCUCGGUUUUGCCUCAAAUAACGAUCGGUGCUGUAGAGGUUCGAGGUCGGCUUGGAACUUUCCCUGGCGGCGGAGGAAGUCAGCAGCUCCACAGACUGAUUGGACGGGGCCGGGCAAUGGAAUACAUUCUUACCUCCAAGGAUAUCACGCCCCAAGAGGCGGAGAGGAUCGGCUGGAUCAACAAGGCCUUCGACUCUUCCCAGGAAAUGUAUCAGUACAUCAGCGAGAUCACUUCACGGCUCACUCUUUUUCCACGUGGAGGUGUUCUUGCGGCUAAGGCAGCUAUCAAUUACCGUGCCAAUCCUUUGCGCGCAGAUUACGAACGUGACGUUGGCUUCUUCGGUCCCUUACUAGCUAAUCCAGAUUUCCCCCAGAUUCUCAGCAAGGCUACUGCCUUGACAAAGAAUUUUACUGCUGGUGAGGCAGAGCUAAACUUUGGAGAAGAUGUUGUUCAGAUAUAUGAGUAACGCGAAAAAGUCUCUGUAAUAUAUUUGAAUAUUAUUUAAAUAUCUGUGUUCUAUGUAAAAUUAGUGGAUCA